Molecule: messenger RNA, 2359 nt
Organism: Fusarium verticillioides 7600
Lineage: Eukaryota; Fungi; Ascomycota; Sordariomycetes; Hypocreales; Nectriaceae
Exons: 3
Coding region: 563-2194 (543 amino acids)
Biological process (GO): long-chain fatty acid metabolic process; long-chain fatty-acyl-CoA metabolic process
Cellular component (GO): endoplasmic reticulum; plasma membrane; lipid droplet
Molecular function (GO): long-chain fatty acid-CoA ligase activity
Source: RefSeq, a predicted model, not a curated record
UCUAAAUUAAAUUCGGUGCCUCUCUGUCGUAGCCGGCUCUCUCACUUCUUCACUUUGCACUUUGGGAAGAGAAACUCUCACAGCAUGUAUCAUACAGUGCCCUAUACGAUCGAGUCUCCGGGCUAUCUCAAGGUGGCAGGCGAGAGUCUUCCUCGUCGUCAUCCUCGAGCCAAACAUGGCCUCCUACGAUAUCCCUCCGCAGGAGUGCUAACUGUCUUCGAUAUCGUGCGCCGUAGCGCUAAAUUGUACCCUGAUAACAAGGCUGUCGGUAGCCGAAGACUCAUCAAGAUGCACCGCGAGUUCAAGAUAAUACAAGACAAAGAAAAAGAAUGGAUAUACUAUGAAUUGGGCCCUUACAAUUACUUGAGCUAUUCACAAUACGAACUGCUCGCCAUCCAGAUCGGCUCUGGUCUGCGCAAGUUGGGCCUCUCUAGCAGUAACAAGGUAUAUUUAUUUGGUACGACUAGGUAUGUCUUCCCUCCAUGCAAAGACCCCUGAGGACUUUGACUCGGCAAUUGUCUGAUGUUAUCUAUUUAAUGUGGGCAGCGCAAAUUGGAUAUCCAUGUCACACGGAUGUGCCUCCCAAGGAAUUCCCAUCGUCACAGGUUACGACACGCUUAGUGCAACGGACAUUCAACAUUCUUUGUCGCAAACUCACGCUGAGGUGAUAUAUCUUGACCCACAUCUUCUGGGUACUGCAAGCAUUGCACUCGAAAACUCCCAAGUAAAAACCGUUAUUAUCAAUACAGGUUCCAUAUUUUCCGGGGGUUACGAUAUUGAUCAGUUCAGGAACGAGCACCCGCAAUUCAACGUAAUCACGUAUGAGGAACUUAUCCAGCUUGGAAGACACAAUCUGAAGGAACCGAUCCCCGUCAAGUCAUCUGAUCUCUUUUGUAUCAUGUAUACCUCUGGCUCUACAGGGCUUCCAAACGGUUGCUGCAUCACCCACGAAAACUUUCUUGCAGGCAUCACUGGACUAUUAGGUGGUAUAGAUGACUUCGUUAGCGACCAAGAACGUGUUCUUGCAUAUUUGCCUUUGGCCCAUAUCUUCGAGAUGGCACUUGAAAAUCUGGUCAUGUAUAUCGGCGGCACACUCGGUUAUGGUAACCCCAAGACCCUUACUGAUGCCUCUCUCCGAGAAUGUAAUGGAGACAUGGUUGAGUUCAAGCCUACUAUAAUGGUUGGAGUCCCGCAGAUUUGGGAGACCAUCAGGAAAGCUGUCCUCUCCAAGCUUAACUGCUCCGGUUUUGUUGCCAAAACGGUGUUCUGGACUGCGAUGAGCUUCAAGUCCUUUGCCGUGAGGUAUAGUCUACCUGGCAAAGGUGUAUUCGAUGAUUUGGUAUUCGGCAGAGUUCGGCAAAUGACAGGUGGACGACUGCGGUAUAUCCUCAACGGCAGCAGCGGCAUCGCAGAUAGCACCAAGGAGUUCCUCUCACUAAUAGUGGCAGAGAUGCUUACAGGAUAUGGGCUCACCGAGACAUGUGCCAAUGGUGCAUUGAGCUCUCCUUUUGAGCAAACAACUAGCGCAAUCGGUUCCACUUCACCUGCUAUAGAUGUGAAGCUCGUCUCUAUUCCCGAGCUGGGGUAUUUCACAGAUGCGGACGCUGGCCCUUGUCAAGGCGAGAUCUUGGUACGCGGACCAGCAGUCUUCAAGGGAUAUUUCAACAAUCCUCAAGGGACUGAAAAGGCCUUUGCCCCGGGAGGAUGGUUUAAAACAGGCGACAUUGGCGAGUUUGAUGAUCGUGGUCAUCUCAAGAUUAUUGACCGUAUCAAGAGCCUUGUCAAAAUGCAAGGUGGCGAGUAUAUCGCCCUGGAAAAGCUUGAAUCCAUCUACAGGACAUCUCAAGCCAUUCUUCAAGUCAUGGUACAUGCAGAUUUCGAAUAUACAAGGCCAAUUGUCAUCAUCAUGCCAAACACAAAAUUCCUGCAGGACAAGUCCCGGGAGCUUGGCUUUAGUGAUGAUGAUAGUACCUUGAGCAGCGAAAGAAUGUCAGCAUAUGUCCUCGACGAUCUCCAGGAUAUAGCCAGGCGGUCCGGCUUAUCCAAGAUUGAAACAGUAACCGGAGUUGUUAUAACGGAUAUUGAAUGGACCCCACAGAGUGGACUAGUCACUCCGACGAUGAAGCUUAACCGGAGGUUCAUCUUGAACUACUUUAGAGAUGAAGUGGAAAAGUGUAUGCAAAGCAUUGGAUGAAUUAACGGGUUCGGUUGAGAGGGUGGUAUAGAGAUCUUCAGGAUGAGGUUCAGAUGAUAAUGAGUGCGUCAGUCGUCGUCAUCAACACCAUCAUUAUAACAGAAAGAAAAUCAAUCUCAGAACAUCAAACUUGCCAUUACCAGCGCUAUACAACGGCUAUUGGCC